CCUGACCCAUAUAGAUUAAAUGAUUUGCAACCCCAGCUAUAACCUGUCUUAAGCUGACCCUCUCUUAUAAAAUGCACAAAAUGUGUUUACCGUUUACCUUUUCGCGACUUAGGCGUUCCAAGCAAAAUUUCCUAGACAUGGAGCAGCAGCACACAAUGGAGAAACUCAGGCCAGGCCUUACCAACGUCUAUAGCGGUCAGGAUCCUGUUGUUGAUAUUGUAGCAAUACACAGCCCGAAUAGAAACCCUAUCAAAUUGUUUAUGUCCACUGCAACUGGGAAGUUCUGGCUUGGUGAUGAGGAUAUGCUCCCAAGAGAUAUUCCAAAUUGCCGCGUCCUCGCAUUUAGUUAUUCUGGUUCAGACAGCAUCAUGGCAUCUGCAAUGCAGUUGGUGGAAAGCCUGGUCCAUAAUCGCCGUUUGGAGGGUAAUAUCGAGAGACCAAUAAUGUUCAUUUGUCAUUCGGUGGGAGGGAUUAUUGCCAAGCAGGCACUAAUCCACUCUAAAGAUUGUGGAAAUAAAGAAUUAGAGGCUUCCCAUUCAAUAUAUGUUUCGACACAUAGCCUCCUUUUUAUUGGGAUGCCAAAUAAGGAAACAAGCUUUGGUAACCUUGCUGCGGUCUUGCAGCAUGAGGGAGUUGGUGCACAGUUACUUAAUUCUGGUCUAUUAAGGAACGUUGAUAAUGGGUUCGAGCCAAUCAUGGACCGUUAUCGUAUAUCCUCUCUCUGGGAGAUUUCACUCUCAGAAAUAGAAGACCACAAUAUGGAUGAUGUCGUAAGAAAUCAUAUUGGCUCGUGCCAGUUUCCAUCUCGAGAACUGGCCGAAUAUAAGAAGGUGUCAGUAAUCCUGAGACGUUACUUUAAACAAGCGCCUCAAGCAAUUCCACCGAAAUGGGCGCAGGCAAGGGCCAUAUUGAAACUGGAACGGACGUACGAGAGGCAGAAUCAACUCGCACCAGCAUUCUUCCCAAGGGCAAAGCAAUAGAAGAAAGGUCAGAGGACUAUUUUAAUUAGUUACAUGAAUUGGAAGAUACCAUACGAAAC
Molecule: messenger RNA, 1039 nt
Organism: Aspergillus glaucus CBS 516.65
Lineage: Eukaryota; Fungi; Ascomycota; Eurotiomycetes; Eurotiales; Aspergillaceae
Exons: 5
Coding region: 81-980 (299 amino acids)
Source: RefSeq, a predicted model, not a curated record